UUAACACACUUCUUAAGAAAUCAUUUUAGAAAUAUUAGGAAUGAAAAGUGGACUAUUGAGCACAAGUAAAAAAAAAACUUGGAUUUUUUUAAAAUACAUUCUCACGAAUUUUUGACAUGCGAAAUAAACCUUUGACAUUGAAAGUACAUUUUUUCAAUUGGUAAAAGUAAUUACGAACUAUAGUUAGAUUUCACUCAAUUUUCACGAACGUUUGAGAUGAGAAAUAAAAUUUUGACAUAGAGAAUAGCAUUUUUUCUUUUCCUUUGAUGAAUUUAAUUACGAACUAUAGUUAGAUUUCAAUGGAUUUUCAUGAACCUUUGAGAUGAAAAAUAAACCUUUGAAACCUUUGAGCUGGAGAAUAGAAUUUUUUCUUUUCAAUUAGUGAAUUUAAUUACAACCAUAGUUAGAUUUCAAUCUAUUUUUACGAACCUUUGAUAUGAGAAAUAAACUUUUCACGUAGAAAAUAGAUCUUUUUUUCUUUUCCUUUGAUGAAUUUAAUUACGAACUAUAGUUAGAUUUAAAUGCAUUUUCACGAACCUUUGAGAUAAAAAUCAACGUUUGAGCUAGAGAAUAGAAUUUUUUCCUUUCAAUUGAUGAAUUUAUUUACGAAAUAUAGUUAGAUUUACAUGCAUUUUCAUGAACCUUUGACAUGAAAAAUAAACCUUUGACAUAGAGAAUAGAAAAAAAUCUAUUGUGAUCAUUGGAUUUAUUUAACUUAAUCAUAUAAUUUACUAAAAAGAAAAAUAAAGAAAAAAAAUGUAUUUCUGAAUAAAUGUUUACAACGGCAGUAAAUCCUGUAAUCCAUACAAAAAAUGACUUCUCUUUCUAUUCUUUCUUAGAGGCACUUUACUUUCGAACAGUUCAUGUGAAUGUAAUAACUAUACAACGGGCACAUACUCUCAAACCCCGCUCUGUCUUGUGGCCGAUUUCUUUUCAACGACCUGCUCAAACGGUGGUACAUGUACGUACAGUAUAUCGACGAGUACAAGUACUUGUUCAUGCGUUUCGAGCUCUUGGACAGGUGUGUGGGCAUGUCUGGAAGAUAGACAAAACUUAAACUUGAUAGCCAUUAAAAAUCUUUUUCUUUUAUCUCUCUAGGAAGUUAUUGUCAAACUCGUGAGUUUAUAUGUGACUGCUAGAAUACAAUCAGACAAGCCAUUUCUUCUUCCUGUAUGUGUUCUUUUAGCUCUAUGCUCUAAUUGUAAUUAUAAUUGUGAUUAUGGUUCUUGUAAUUCACCGUCGAGCUGUUAUUGCAAUAGUGGUUCGAAUCUGUUUAGAAACUAUCUCUAAAGUGCAUGGCUAGUUACAAGUACAUCUAAAAAUGUCCUACAUAUCUUUUGAAUUGCUCAUUACCAAGGAACAUGCUGUAACUCGACAAUUACAAGUGGUCAAUGUCUGUUGCUGAGUCCGGCGAGCACAACUUCUUGGGGUGAGCAGUCCACUGAAGGCUAUCUCAAAUGUUAUUCAUUUGAAAAAAAAAUAUUAACUUUUGUCUUCACAGGUGGUGGAUUUAACAAUACUUUCUAUGGUCACGAAAAUGAUGUACUUAAUGUUUCCAGCGCAACAGGAAAAACUCUUACAGUUGCUGCAUGUUUCUAUGGUAUUGAUAGUGCCACUCCUGGAUGUGGUGGAUCGACGGUUUCGGCAAAUUGUCUCUCUAUGAAUGUUUCAUCUACAUGUCGUACACUAUGUAAUUCGAGUUAUUGCUAUUACACAAUUGACAAUGCAAAUUUUGGGACACCUGCUUUGGGCAGGUCUGGAAUUUGGUAUGGUUCAGCCUCCAUUGGUUUGGUAAUGGCGGAAGGAUGGGCACUAAUUCGUGAAAUCAAUCUUCGUUCUGAUCCAUUUACUGAAGACAGUAUUCAAGCAUUAAAAUCUAGUUAUACAAAAUUAGUCAAAUAUUCGAAUCAUCAAAGAAAAAAAAGUAUUACUGAAGAUAAUACAUUUUAUUAA
This is a messenger RNA of Rotaria sp. Silwood1, 1953 nucleotides long. Lineage: Eukaryota; Metazoa; Rotifera; Eurotatoria; Philodinida; Philodinidae. The record is from the annotation of a GenBank genome assembly.